UCAAGAACGCUACUCAUUAAUACGCAUUUUCAUAUUGCGCUCUACGGAAGAUAAGAAAUCGUUUUUACACAAAUAAAUUUAUGUACCUUCAAUAAUAAUCGAAAUAAAAUAAUAACAAUAUAAAAUUUAAUCAUAUCUAAUGAGUAUGAAAUUAGUUCUCAUGUAUUUCAUUCUUAGUUGUGUUUCUGCAAACAAUAGUUCGAGUUUUGAGUUUCUAAAAUGUGUUCCGGCUUCGACUGAAGAUAUUCAAAAUGCAACAGUUGAUCCUGUCAGUAUGAAAAUGCUUGAUCACAUUAAAAGUCCAUUGGGCUUUGGUCUGGAUUGGCAUUAUGAAACGAUUACGGACUGUGAACGCACCGUACUUUGGAAUGUAUCACUCUCUAGCGAAACUUCAAUUGAUGUUCCGCCAAAAUCAUGUAUGCUUAUCGAGAACAGUCGACUCAUUGUUCUGUCGUGUAAACCCAUCAGUGACGUCACAGUGCCAAGUUCGCGAAUUGGUUUCAUCAACAAGUGCUGCCCACACGGCUAUAUAUACAGUUCAGAGUUCAGUAAAUGCCUUAUAGGUGAACCCGACUUCAACGUGUACUCUCAUAUCUUCGAUAGACCCAUGAUUUUUUUCGACAAUCCUUUUCAAUGUGCCAACAAUAAAGUUCUCGUCGAAUACUCCGUAGCCGCGAAAACAGUCGAUUUAAAGGAAAGUAGCCUUGUUUGGCAAAAUAAUAGCCGAUCUUUAAAAAUAAGUGAAUUUUGCAUUGAAGCAAUCAAUGGAAUUAAUAGAAACACCUCGAUUAUGCCGGUAAAUAAGAAUCAACAUUAUUUAAUACGCACUUGUCAACAAUCUAAAAUUUGCGAUUCGCUGCCAUGUGUUCGCAGAUGUUGUGCCGAUGGUGAAAUCUAUUUUAAAUAUAAUAUGACGACGAUUUGUAAAAGAGACGAAAGUGAUAAUUUAUUCGAGAGUUUUUCAAGUUUAAAGAUAAAUGGAAAUUUUACGAAACCCGCAGAAUUUGGAAUAUUACACGGAAUAGAAUGUCCAAAAUUUCGACUAGACCCAGACUCAUUCUCAGAUGAGGAACAUACAAUAAGCUCUGUCAACGGAGCUCUGUUUAUAACCAGCACAAGAAAAAAGUAUUCUAACAGUCAAUAUUGUAUUGAGAGAAUCAAAAACUCUUCAAUGACCGAUGAUAAUCUCUACACAUUUGUUUGCUUUGAUUCCAAAGUUGUGGGCAAUGAUCGCAUACGGUUCAAGAUGUAUCCGAUUGGUCUUCUAAUAUCCUGUUGCUUCUAUGCAAUUACCCUAAUAGUAUAUAUUUCAAUCGAAAAAUUGCGUAAUCUCCCAGGAAAAAUAUUAAUUUGCUUGGUAAGCAGUCUCCUUUUGGCAUAUUUGGGAAUUGCUUUGGGACAAUUAAUGCCUACCUCGAAUAAUAAAUUGUGCAUUAUUUCAGGUUUUCUUGUGUAUUUCUUUUUAAUGGCCGCAUUUUCUUGGAUGAAUAUUACAUGUUUUGAUAUAUGGAAGACAUUCGGGUCAACGAGAUCAAAGAGUGCACAACGAAGGGAACAACGAACUCGAUUUAUAUGGUACUCAGUGUAUGGCUGGGGAUUGCCAACAAUUCUAACAAUAAUAACAGCAUCAUUAAGUAGAUCAGAUGUCUUAUCAGAAAAUAUUCGACCCAAUUUUGGUAAUGGCAGAUGCUGGUUUACCUACGAUACCGUUGGGUUUGCGAGCUUACUAUUUUUUUCUGGACCUCUGGGAAUACUACUCAUCAUAAACCUUGUAUUAUUUUCGCUAACUUUAAAGUAUUGCAACAGAGUGAAAAGAGAAAUAUUUCGAAUGCAAAGCUCCAACGCUGAAAAACCCGCACUACGAAGUCGUUUCUUCAUGGAUAAAACUAGGUUUAUAAUGAAUACAAAGCUCUGCUUUGUAAUGGGAAUUACAUGGCUAUUGGAAAUUGCAAGCAUAUUGCUAUACGAUCACAAAAAGAAUUUUUUCUGGUCAAUAAGUGAUUCAUUUAAUGUACUGCUGGGAGUUUUUGUUUUCUUUAUUUUUGUUUUUAAAAGACGAGUAUGGAACGAGAUUAUGAUGAAGUUAGGUUUUCAAAAAAGAAGCGAUACAAGGAUAAAUGGAAAUACUACAUGUUUAACUCAAUCAACUUAUUCGGCACCGAGUAUCUCCAUGAGGAGAAUUGAUGUAGACGAUGGCGUGAAAUCCCUUACACGAAUUUAGUUGCACUAUCAUUAAAGACUAACAACAAAAUUUGCAAAUUAUCUUAUUAAAUUAAAAUUAAACAAAAUUUAA
Molecule: messenger RNA, 2293 nt
Organism: Drosophila innubila
Lineage: Eukaryota; Metazoa; Arthropoda; Insecta; Diptera; Drosophilidae
Gene: mthl15
Product: G-protein coupled receptor Mth2
Exons: 7
Coding region: 140-2221 (693 amino acids)
Biological process (GO): G protein-coupled receptor signaling pathway; cell surface receptor signaling pathway
Cellular component (GO): membrane
Molecular function (GO): G protein-coupled receptor activity
Source: RefSeq, a predicted model, not a curated record